Molecule: messenger RNA, 1074 nt
Organism: Morus notabilis
Lineage: Eukaryota; Viridiplantae; Streptophyta; Magnoliopsida; Rosales; Moraceae
Product: probable xyloglucan endotransglucosylase/hydrolase protein 23
Exons: 3
Coding region: 96-950 (284 amino acids)
Biological process (GO): xyloglucan metabolic process; cell wall biogenesis
Cellular component (GO): cell wall; apoplast
Molecular function (GO): hydrolase activity, hydrolyzing O-glycosyl compounds; xyloglucan:xyloglucosyl transferase activity
Source: RefSeq, a predicted model, not a curated record
GUUGAUCAUCACAUAGCAACUCAUCUUCUUCACUUCAAACUUAAGCCACUUAAAAAGACUAAAGCUUCUUCAUUGAUCUUAUUAGAUAUCAUAUUAUGGAUUCUUCCCUUCUCAUGUUGAUGCCACUUCUUGUUCUUAGCUCGUUGAUCAUUUCAUGUUGCGGCAACUUCCACCGGGAUUUCGAGAUUACAUGGGGAAAUGGACGAGCUCGAAUAUUAAACGAGGGAAAGCUUCUCACUCUUUCGCUUGACAAAGCCUCGGGCUCGGGAUUUCAAUCCAAGCAUGAGUACUUAUUCGGGAAAAUCGAUAUGCAGCUCAAGCUUGUGCCGGGAAACUCUGCCGGAACUGUCACUGCAUAUUAUCUGUCCUCAAAAGGGUCGGCUUGGGAUGAGAUAGAUUUCGAGUUCUUGGGGAAUUUGAGUGGCGAUCCUUACAUACUCCACACCAAUGUCUUUAGCCAUGGCAAGGGGAAUAGAGAACAACAAUUCUAUCUCUGGUUUGACCCAACGGCUGAUUUUCAUACCUAUUCUAUCCUCUGGAACCCCCAACGUAUUGUAUUCUACGCUGAUGGCACUCCCAUUAGAGAGUUCAAGAACUCAGAACCAAUCGGCGUCCCGUUUCCAAAGAGCCAGCCAAUGAGAAUAUACUCGAGCCUUUGGAACGCGGAUGAUUGGGCCACAAGAGGUGGACUUGUGAAGACAGACUGGAGCAAAGCUCCUUUCACUGCUUCAUACAGAAACUUCAAUGCCAAAACUUGCGUUAGGUCCUCCAGAUCAUCGUCUUGUCACGGUUCUUCUUCAUCGAAUGAUGCAUGGCUUUCGCAAGAGCUCGACAAUGCGAGUCAAGAGAGGCUGAGAUGGGUGCAGAAGAACUACAUGAUAUACAAUUACUGUACGGACACCAAGAGGUUUCCCCAAGGUCUCCCUCCUGAAUGCAGAAGUACUUCGUAGAGAUAAAAAUAAAAAAAUAAAAAAAAAACAAGACUCAAUCUCAUGUCUUUUAAUAUGCGUUUGCUUAGUUAGCAGUUUCUAGUAAGAAAGAAUGUAUUUUGUUAUUAUUAUUUAAUGUCAUGUA